AUGGCGGCAGAGGCGUCGAGAGCUGGGUGUGCCGUGGCUUCCUACCAGCAGGUGGGGAGUAAUGGUGGGUUCCAAGGAGCUUCUGAGAGCCAGCACAGUCAGUGUGGAAGAAGGACACCCGUCGCUUCCGGUCACCACUGUGAGCUUCAUUGUGGACAUGCUUUUUGUGAACUGUGCUUGUUAGUAACUGAAGAAUACAGCACAAUUAAAUGCCCUGAUUGUGAGGUGGCUACAACUUUAAACAUGAGACCCGGAUACUACUCAGUAGAUGGAUGUAUUGAAGAAGAUUCUUCUGUAAAAGAAUUACAACCUAAAAUGAGAAAGAAUUGUUCUCCAGACUUUAAAAAGACGGUUGAUCAGCUAAUUGUUGGUUUAGAACAUUCGGCCUCCUUACACAGGACUGUUUUGAACCCAUCAGCUGUAAUGUCGGAGAAUAAAACUACAGAAGAAAUAGAUGAAGCAUUGAAGAUAGCAGGCUAUAAUUUUGAACAAUUAAGUAUUGCUAUAAAAAUGCUUGAACAUACACAGCAUCAAGCAAGAGAAGAGAGAGACAGUCUAAUAGAGGUUGUAGACAAACAAUUUAAUAAACUUUUUGCUUCUCUUGAUUCCAGGAAAAAGAACUUAUGUGAAGAACUUACAAGAAGUACAGAUGAUUAUUUAUCAGAUUUAAUAAUGGUUAAAAGCUACAUUGAAGGGAAAAAAAAUGAUUUGGAUGCAGCUAUGAAGAUAGCAAAAGAAUUAAAAUCAGCACCUUCUCUGAGGACAUACUGUGACCUAACUCAGAUUAUCCGGACUUUGAAGGUAACAUUUGAGAGUGAAUUGUCACAAGUUAGUUCUGUUAUACCAAGGAAUCCUCCCAGGUUGAAUAUGAAUUGCAGUGAGAUUAUCUGCAUGUUCAACAAUAUGGGAAAAAUUGAAUUUGAGGACCCAACAAAAUGUUACCCUCAAGAAAAUGAAGUUGGACAGAAUGUUCAAAAGAAAUGUAAUAAGAAAAAGGAACUUUCUGGUGAUACAUACUCAUCAAUAGAAAAAAGAAAGGUUGACAUGUCUGUCCUAACCAAUGAAGCACAGAUACUACCUUUGCAACCAGAGACAAAAGAUAUGCAUGCAAAAGGGAAAAGCAUCCAGCCACAGAAAGAAAUGGUUGUAGUAACGUCCCCUAAAACUAUUGCUGUUCUACCUCAAGUCGGAUCUAGUCCUGAUGUGAUAAUUGAAGAAAUUAUUGAAGAAAACCUGGAAUGUUGCCCAGAGCUAGUUUUUGUAAGCCACGUAAUACAUCCUUGCCAUUUCUAUGUUCGGAAGUAUUCACAAAUAAAAGCAGCAACAAUAUUGGAGAAGAAGCUGAAUCAGAUUUGCAAUAAGAGUUUACAUCUUGAUCCUUCAGACGUUUUGGAGCUAGGUGCAAGAAUAUUUGUCAAUAGUUUUGUACAUGGAAUGUGGUGUCGAGGAACCAUCACUGAAUUAAUUCCACUAAAUAAAAAUAUUGGAAAGUCUUGUAAUCCAACCAAAUUCUCAGUCUGUGAAAUUGCACUAAUAAAGAUAUUCAUGGUAGAUUUUGGGAAUUCUGAAGUCCUGAUUGUCACAGGGGGUGAUGAUGCUCAUAUGAAACCAGAAUAUAUUACUGAACAGCAUAUUACACUAAAUGAUCUAUGUCUGGUUCUAAGGAAGUCUGAACCAUGUAGUGAAGAGCUGUUGAAAGACAUCCCACCAUUAGCACAUCCAUGCUCCUUGAAAGACAUUGUUCCCCAUAAUUCAAAUGAAGGCUGGGAAAGGGAAGCCAAAGUAGAAUUUUUGAAAAUGGUAAAUAAAAAGGCUGUUCUGAUGAAAGUUUUCAGAGAAGAAGGUGAUGUGCUUAUUGUGGAUCUGCAGAAACCACCAACAAAUAAAAUAAGCAGUGAUAUGCCUGUCUCUCUUAGAGACGCAUUAGUUUUUAUAGAGCUAGCACGAUUUAGAUCACAAUCACCAAGAAGUCCCAGUGAAAAAAAUACACCUUUACGCUAUACUCCACCUAUUUUGCCUGAGGAAAUGACAGAUAUUUCAAUUAUGGUUUGUCACAUAAAUAGCCCUGGUGAUUUUUAUCUUCAGUUGAUAGAGAACUUGGAUUUUUUAUCUCUACUGAAGGCAAUUGAGGAAUUCUAUAAAGGUGAAGAUGGGGAAAAUCUGGAAAUCCUAUGUCCAGUUCAAGAUCAAGCUUGUGUGGCACAAUUUGAAGAUGGAAUUUGGUAUAGAGCAAAAGUCACUGGGUUGCCUGGACAUCGGGAAGUUGAAGUUAAAUAUGUGGACUUUGGUAAUACUGCAAAAAUUACACUUAAAGAGAUGCGUAAAAUAAAGGAUGAGUUUCUGGAACCCCCAGAGAAGGCAAUUAAGUGUAAGCUGGCAUAUAUCGAACCAUGUAAAAGAACAGCAAAGUGGUCCAAAAAGGCUAAAGAAAAAUUUGAAGAAAUGACUCAAGACAAAUUUUUGACAUGUUCAGUUAUUAAAAUUCUGGAAGAUAAUGUGCUCUUAGUCGAGCUUUUUGAUUCUCAGACUCCUGGAAUGACUCCUACUAGUAUUAAUGACCAGCUUGUCAAAGAAGGCCUAGCAUCUUAUGAAGUAGGAUAUACCCUCAAAGAUAAUUCUAAGAAGCACCUUGAAGUAUGGGACGCUUCUCCAGAAGAAAUUAUUUCAAAUGAAAUAAACAACUUAAGUCCUAUAUCUGUAAAAUCUCUACCUAAUGAUAAUUUCCAGUCAUUUUAUAACAAAGAACUGCCUGUACAUAUAUGCAAUGUAAUAUCUCCUCAGAAGAUCCAUGUUCAAUGGUUACUAACAGAAAACUUACUUAAUAGUUUAGAAGAAAAGAUGAUAGCUGCUUAUGAAAAUUCAGAAUGGGAGCCCAUUAAGUGGGAAAGUGAUAUGCACUGUGCUGUUAAGGUCCCAGAUAAAAAUCAGUGGCGAAGAGGCCAGAUCAUCAGAAUGGUUACAGACACAUUGGUAGAGGUCUUGCUAUAUGAUGUGGGUUUUGAAAUAGUAGUGAAUAUUCACUGUUUAAGAGAACUUCAAGAAAAUCUAAGGACAAUGGGAAGAUUAUCACUGGAAUGCUCACUUGUUGAUAUAAGACCAACUGGUGGGAGUGACAAGUGGACUGCAACAGCUUGUGACUGUCUUUCCUUGUAUCUCACUGGAGCUUUAGCAACUAUAAUCCUUCAGGUAAGUAGUGGAGAAAACAGCACAACAUGGCCAUUACCUGUGAAAAUUUUCUGCCGAGAUGAGAAAGGAGAGCGUGUUGAUGUUUCUAAAUAUUUGAUUAAAAAAGGUUUGGCUUUGAGAGAAAGAAGAAUUAAUAAAUCAACUAACAACCAUUCAUCUCAGAAGUCUCUGGAACAAGGAGAUUCAGUUGUUACUACGUGUAUUGAAGCUAACUUCAACAGUGACAAAAAAGCUGCUGAUAUAAUCAAGGAAUACAAAGUACAUGAAUUGAAGGAAAAACUUUCAGAAACAAGACCCACUGGAUACUAUAAACCACCAGCUAUUCCUAACGUGAACACAUUUGAGGCAAUAGUGAGCUGUAUUGGUGAUGAUGGAACCAUAUUCAUAGUGCCUAAAUCAUCAGAAUUUGAGCUCAUAAAAAUGAUGAGUGAAAUUCAAAGUAAUUUAAAAUGCCUUGGUCUUUUGGAACCUUAUUUCUGGACCAAGGGAGAACCCUGUGCAGUGAGAGGAUCUGAUACUAUGUGGUACCGAGGCAAAGUCAUAGAAGUUGUAGGAGGUAGUAUCCAGGUACAAUAUUUGGAUCAUGGAUUCACUGAGAAGAUUCCACAGUGUCAUCUUUAUCCUAUUUUGCUAUAUCCUGAUACUCCCCAGUUUUGUAUUCCUUGUCAGCUCCAUCAUACUAUACCUGUUGGGAAUGUCUGGCAGCCAGAUGCCAUAGAGUUGCUUCAGGAACUCCUUUCAAAGAGAGAGGUGGACGUUCACAUUAUGGAAUUGCCUGAAAAUCCAUGGGGCAAGUUAUCUGUUCAUCUCUAUUUUGAUGGAAUGUCACUUUCUCAUUUUAUGGCACACCAUAAAUAUUGUACUUUUGAACAUGCUGAGGAGAUAUUUAAAGAAAAACCAACAGAUGACAGUAUGAAGUAUGAGUAUGAAAGAUGGGAAAUAAAAUUUGAGGAAUUGCUUUUGUCUGGGACAGAGACUCUCAUUUUGCCAUCAUAUUUGUCUUCAUUUCUGCCUCCACCAGAAGAACUGUAUGCUGUUCAAGUAAAGCAUGUCGUCUCACCUAAUGAAGUGUACAUUUGCCUUGAAUCUGUAGAAAGUUGUAAUCAGUUUAAUCAUAGUGACACAGAUGCCAGUGGAGUCAUUUGGGAAUCAGAGCCAGAGAGCCUUGAAGAAGCUUUGCAGAGGUUUAAUAAGAAUGUGGAGACAUUUCCUCCUCUAACCGACUUUAGCACAGAAAUGCCUUGCCUUGCAGAAUAUGCUGAUGGGUUAUGGUAUAGAGCAAAGAUUGUUUCUAUUAAAGAAUUUAAUCCUUUAUCAGUCUUGGUACUAUUUGUUGAUUAUGGAUCCACUGAGAAGCUGACAAUAAACAGACUGCGUCAGAUUCCUCUUCAGCUUAUGCAGUAUCCAGCUAGAGCCAUAAAGGUUCUCUUGGCAGGAUUUAAACCUCCCUUAUGUGACUCAGGAAAGGCAAGAAUACCAUAUUGUCCCAAGUGGAGUAUGGAGGCAUUGUGGGCUAUAAUAGACUGCCUUCAAGGAAAAAAACUUUAUGCUUCCUCCAUGGCUCAGGCACCAGAACCAGCAGUGACAUUAUAUGAAGAUAAGCAGUACCCAGUUCAUAUGUCCUUAGUAGAAAUGGGACUCGCAGACAAAGAUGAAUGA
Messenger RNA from Jaculus jaculus (lesser Egyptian jerboa), 4845 nucleotides. It is a transcript of the gene Rnf17, whose product is annotated as ring finger protein 17. Bases 1 to 4845 code for a protein of 1614 amino acids. The transcript has 35 exons. Lineage: Eukaryota; Metazoa; Chordata; Mammalia; Rodentia; Dipodidae. The record is from RefSeq and is a predicted model, not a curated record.